Molecule: messenger RNA, 3517 nt
Organism: Sphaeramia orbicularis (orbiculate cardinalfish)
Lineage: Eukaryota; Metazoa; Chordata; Actinopteri; Kurtiformes; Apogonidae
Gene: chata
Product: choline O-acetyltransferase a
Exons: 15
Coding region: 368-2410 (680 amino acids)
Biological process (GO): acetylcholine biosynthetic process; neuromuscular synaptic transmission
Cellular component (GO): cytoplasm; neuron projection
Molecular function (GO): choline O-acetyltransferase activity
Source: RefSeq, a predicted model, not a curated record
AGCCUCUGAGGCUCCUGGUGUGUGUCUAAAUAAGGUGGGCUGAAGAUGCCAAGUGCCAAAUAAACUUCUCGGCGAAUAGCAGGACUUCUGGGAGGAGCCUGCGUUGCCAGGAGGCUGAGGUACCCUCAGCAUCUCUCCUGAACAAACCAGGGAGUUGUUCUCUUGCCAUGUUAGGGAUUGAAAGAUGCUCAAUAUGAUAAAGGACCAAAGUGGUGAAAUAUAAACGAAUCCUUUCAGAAAAUGGAUUUCAGUCAAGAUGAACAAACCUGAACUUCAAACCCAAGGCUCAGGACUAAUGGGGUUGUUUUUUUCUUACUGAGUCUGAAAAGGAUCCACCUGCUCGACUCUCUCUUUUAUUAUUGCCAUCAUGCCAGUUCUGGACCGAGAGCCCUCCAAGGAUUUAGGAGGCGGUGAUGGUCUACCCAAACUGCCCCUCCCUGACCUUAAAGACACACUGGACAUGUACCUGAGGUGCAUGAAACACCUGCUCACAGAGGAGCAGUUUAACAAAACCCAAAAUGUAGUGAAGCAGUUUGGAGCCCCCGGUGGAGUGGGGGAGCUACUGCAGAGCAAACUGGUGGAGAGAAGAGAGAAGAAGGCAAACUGGGUGUAUGAAUACUGGCUGAAUGACAUGUACCUGAACAACCGACUGGCUCUGCCCGUCAACUCCAGUCCUGCGAUGGUCUUCCCCCAGCAGCACUUCAGGGCUCCCAUUGACUCUUUAAGGUUUGCUGCACAUCUGAUUUCUGGAGUUUUGGAGUAUAAGACUCUUCUUGAUGCACGCGCUUUGCCUGUGGAUUAUGCGCGGGGCCAGCUGGCUGGGACCCCUCUGUGCAUGGAGCAGUACUACCGCCUUUUCACUUCGUACCGUCUACCGGGACCAGAGAGGGACACAUUAGUGGCCCAGGAGAGCAGUGUGAUGCCAGAACCUGAACAUAUCAUUGUGGCAUGUAAAAACCAGUUUUUUGUGCUGGAUGUGGUGAUCAAUUUCCGCCGCCUGAAUGAAAGAGACCUGCUGACUCAGCUGGACAAGAUAGUCAAGAUGGCUGACAGUGAAGAAGAGCGUCUUCCACCCAUUGGUCUUCUGACGUCAGACGGGCGGACAGAGUGGGCAGAGUCUCGUAGCGUCCUGAUGAGAGAGUCUACUAACAGGGACUCUCUGGACAUGAUUGAGCGCUGUUUGUGCCUGGUCUGCCUGGACGAUGCCAGUGGACAUGACCUCAGUGAUACAGCACGAGCCUUGAGGAUGCUGCACGGAGGAGGACUGGCCAAAAACGGGGGCAACCGCUGGUAUGACAAGCCCAUGCAGUUUGUUGUAGGAGCUGACGGCUGCUGUGGAGUUGUGUGUGAACACUCGCCGUUUGAAGGAAUCGUCCUAGUGCAGUGCACGGAGUAUCUGCUCAAAUACAUGAUCGGCAGCCCCUCUAAACUGGUGAGGGCUGCCAGUGUGAGUGAGCUUCCUGCACCACGUCGACUCCGCUGGAAAUGUACUCCAGAGAUCCAUAAACUCCUGUCCUCAUCUGCUGAGAAACUCCAGAGGCUGGUGAGAAAUCUAGACAUGCAUGUCCACAAGUUCCAUGAUUAUGGUAAGGAGUUCAUCAAACAGCAGAAGAUGAGUCCAGAUGCCUACAUCCAGGUUGCUCUUCAGUUAGCGUACUACAGGUGUCAUGGCAGACCAGUGUCCACCUAUGAGAGUGCAUCUAUACGUCGUUUUCAGGAGGGCAGAGUGGACAACAUCCGCUCUGCGACGCCUGAAGCCCUGGCCUUUGUCAAAGCAAUGACUGAUGGAAAACUGAGCACAAGCGAAUCAGAAAAGAUGGAGAUGUUAUACAAUGCCAUAACUGCACAGACAAAGUAUACUAUUCUGGCAAUUACUGGGAUGGCCAUAGACAAUCAUUUACUGGGACUACGUGAUAUAGCACAUGAACUGAAGAUGGAGAAGCCGGAUCUGUUUAAAGAUGAAGCUUAUUUCAUCAGUAAUCAGUUCAUUCUCUCAACAAGUCAGGUUCCUACUACUGUUGAAAUGUUCUGCUGCUAUGGACCUGUUGUUCCAAAUGGUUACGGAGCUUGCUACAACCCUCAGUCGGACCACAUUAUCUUCUCAGUGUCCAGUUUCCAUGAGAGUCCACAGACAUGUUCAUCAGAAUUUAUCAAAGCUCUGGAGCAGGGGCUCCGGGACAUGAGGGAUCUGUGCAAUUACCGCAAAUCCACCUGCAGCCUAAGCAAGCAAAGAAAGGAUCGCACACUGGAGACACACACACAGACGGACUCAAACUGGCAAAGCCAAACGCAGCAGACGGCAGCUGACCUGACAAACAGUCAGCAGCCGCUGCCACAGGUUCUGGUGAAAACAUCAGACCAGAACAAAACUGAGGCCCAAUCCCAGGCUUCCAAACAGGGACGCCACUGAAAACAGUGGUGCAGUUUUUGUAUUAAAUGUGUGUUUAUGUGUGUUUUUGCGCCUCAUCAAUGAAAUGUCAAAAGAUCUACUGCAAAGGUGACAAACGCCAUUAUAUAAAUCUGUUUGUGGUACAUGGUACUGUAAAAUCUAUUAAUGUAUUAAGUGAUGAUAAUCUAAUCUGUUUAUUGGUAGUGAAUAUAAAAAAUUAUUCUGCUAUUGUAGAGGACUUUUCAUGUUGUCACAUACAAUAUAUAAUAAUCAAUAUAUUAAAUAAUAUAUAUAAUUACGUGGUAAUACAGGAAUUUGAAAUAUUUGCCAAUUUGGGUUUAUAAGUAGAAAUCCAAACUAAUUUCAGGCUUUAAGACGCCUGAAAACAAUUGUCAAUUAUUUAUUUUUGCACUACGUGGAGAUGUUUUGGCCAAAGUGGUAACGUAUUCUGUGAUGAGUACCAGUGUUAAAGUUGACUGUAAUGUUAACUAAGACAUUUGUCUGCGUGUUUCAUGUCUAUAAGAGUUUGCCCAUGAGGGCUGUUGCUUACGUAAAUGACUGUCACUAUAUCUCAACUGGUAAGUUGCAUGCUGCUAUCUUAUGAUCCUGUGAUCAUAACAUCAACUAGAAUCUUCUAUGCAAAAUCGUUUGUGAUGUCCAUGUAAAAUGCUGUGUCUAUACUGUAUUUCUCUCCUCUGCUCCUUAUAUAGUAUUCAGAAAUAACUAUUUUGAUUUUCUUAAUCCAGUAUCAUGCCACUGGACAACUGGUUAAUACUGAACUCUGUUACAUGUACUGGGAGUCAUACUGUGCUGGUGUACUUGUAUCAAAAAAAUAAUAUAUCAAAAAGGACACUUUUUAGUAUAUACAAGAAUGUUAUAUGUGAUUAAAACGUGCAUUUGUACAUUUAUGCGUAGAAGAUGUCAAUUAAGUAAUUUAUUUUUAUAUAAUAUUACCAGUUGUUUCAGAGUGUAAAUGUAAGCUCAGAAUAACUGAAACUUACUAAUCAGAGGUGAUCACUGUGUUUAUGUCAAAAUAAAUGUACAAGCAAAUUAAGGCACUAAAAGCAUAUGGAAAUUCCUCUUCGUCUCAUUGAUUAGAUAAAACAUGAACAUUAGCAUAUUUAAAAA